AUGGCGCAGUUACGAGACCAACUUAUCAUGCUCCCGGAAAUUGAGGAACUGACCCCAGAAUGUAACAUCGACGAAGCUAAUGUCGGAGUUCCGGGGGUCACAACUCCAGAGAUGGAAGCCAAGAUGAGAGGGAUCCUGAAACGCCAUCGCAGCAUCUUCUUGGGAGAUGGCAACGCAGCUCCGGCCCCAUCUAGGGGCGUAGUAUGUGAUAUCGACGUCGGUGAAGCGAAACCAGUGGCUUUACGUGCGAGACAGAUUGCCGCACCUUUCUUGGUGAAGGUGUUUGAACUCUUGAAGAAGUUGUUGGAGGCGGAGCUCAUUGAGCAUUCAGAGUUCGAGUGGUCAUCACCUAUUGUGAUUGUGCUGAAGAAAAACGGCGUGGACAUCCGGAUGUGUAUUGACUACCGACUUCUGAAUUUGCUCAUCAAGUUAUCCCGCUAUCCUCUACCUGUGAUCGAUGACCUGCUGGUAGACCUCAAAUCCGCGAUGUGGUUUAUGAGUCUCGACAUGGCGAGUGGAUUAUGGGCGGUGCGAAUGACUGAACGUGCGAAGUUGAUCUCUGCGUUUGUCUGCCCAUUUGGCCACUUUCAAUGGCUCAGAAUGCCUUUUGGAUUGAAGAAUGCGCCGUCAAUUUAUCAGAGCAUCAUCAAUAACUGUCUGUGGGGAUUCGCUCGUCUACCUCCUGAAGAGGAAGCGAUGGUGAACCCAGAAGUUCUAGAGUUCCUGGAUCUCGAGCCUCAAGAAACCCUGAAACCUGAAGCGGAUAUGAGGGAUUCAAAGAUUCCAUCAUUGGACAUGACCGUAUUUCGACGCAAUAUCCCGGCUCCGUCACAAAUGGGUCCGGUCUUGGGAAGAAGUUCGUAUAAUGACGAUAUCGCUCAUGGGGCGUCGACCUGGGACCAACUAUGUGAGGACCUGGACGCCUUACCGAAAAGUGAAUUUGGAAAGUUGACCAUCCCAUUCCUCUCUCAUGAAGUGAGUGCGGACGGAAUCAGGGCCUUGCCGAAGAUUGUCAAAGGCAUAGAGGACUUACCUUUCCCGUCAACGUACAAGGGGGUACAGUCCUUCUUAGGAGGUCUGAAUUACUGCAAUAAGUUUAUUGAGGACUUACCCGUAGUUACCGCUGUACUCUACGAACUGGACGAAGAACGUGUACGUGCUGGACGGAACCUAGAAGCAGCGAAGGAAUCCUUCGAGAUACUGAAACGCAAGAUCGUGUCGGCCCCACUGCUGCGGCACCCAGAUAGAGCCGAGCCUUUCGUGAUCAUUCCGCAUGCUAAUUCAUGGGCGGCGUGUGCUGUUUGGGGUCAGGAGCAUGAAGGACUCAUACACCCAGUACGAUUUACAGGCAGAGUGUUGAAGGAAUCAGAGCUACGGUACCAUAUAGCUCAGAAGAAAGUGCUCGCAAUCUUACGGACUCUGGAAGUCUUCAGACCUCUGAUCCAUGGAUAA
Messenger RNA from Phytophthora megakarya, 1452 nucleotides. Lineage: Eukaryota; Oomycota; Peronosporomycetes; Peronosporales; Peronosporaceae. The record is from the annotation of a GenBank genome assembly.